Molecule: messenger RNA, 2067 nt
Organism: Heterobilharzia americana
Lineage: Eukaryota; Metazoa; Platyhelminthes; Trematoda; Strigeidida; Schistosomatidae
Source: the annotation of a GenBank genome assembly
AUGAAUGAUAGAGGAAUGCCCAUGCUCCCUCCAAGGUGGUUGAAAUGCCCACGUAUGGGCGACAUGAUAUUGGAUAUCUUUAUUCCAUUCAAGACUCCAUUGGAUAAUAAGUUUGAUCACUUCAUAGAUCCGGAGAAUGUAUUUCACGUUGAAGAUACAUUCAAAACAGCAGAACCUUAUAAACUUGGUCUCAUUAUUGACUUGACAAAAUCUCGCAGAUUUUAUAAUCGGCGAGAAGUAACCGAAAAUAAUUGUAAAUAUUUGAAAAUAGAAUGUAAAGGAAACGAGGAAAGACCAACACCAGAACAAGUGAAUCUUUUCAUUCAAAUUGUUAAUCAAUUUCUGGACAGUAAUCCUGGAAAUCAAAAAAUAGGUGUUCAUUGCACUCAUGGAUUUAACAGAACUGGAUUCAUGAUUGUUGCGUAUCUUGUUGAAGAGCUGAAUUACGGCGUAGAUAUAGCAGUUCAGAUAUUUUCAGAUGCCAGACCUCCUGGAAUUUACAAAACAGAUUAUUUAGAGGAUCUUUUCACUCGUUAUGGAUGUAUUGAGGAUUGUCCACAAGCACCUUCUUUACCGGAAUGGUGUUUAGAAGAUGAACACACCAAUUCACAUACAUCAUUUAAACGGAAAAAUGACGAGACAGAUGCCAAUCAAGAGACUGCAUCAUCAUCAAAAAUAUCACGCUUAAGUAAUCAUACGGAUGAAAUCACAAAUAUCUCUGUUAUAUCGAGUAGAAAAUUUCCUCCACCACCCCCAGGAAACCCAGAACUUAUGGAAGGUGUCUCUAAAGUUGCUAUUUUGGAUCAAGAUAGUCAAGAAGCUCACGAAGCACGUGAUUUAGCAGAAAGAUUAUGCAAGAUUGGUGGUUUCGUGUAUUUGGAAGGUCAGCUAUUCCCUGCUACAGACUCAGCUUCUGAGAAUGAACAAGAAGGUAAAGAUUCAGAAGAAGUAAAUCAUUGCGCUAAAGCUUCAAAACCAUCUAGAAGACCUUUACGCUUUAGAGGUAGCCAACCAGUCUCUAUAACACAAAGAAAUGUAGCAGCUUUAGUCAACUGCGAUUACUGUGUAACGUACAAGGCAGACGGUACUCGCUAUCUGCUACUUAUAAUGGGUCCGGGUCGUGUAUAUCUUAUUGAUCGUGGGAAUUUUGUUUAUAAACCGAAUGUUUUGCACUUCCCAACUGUGCCAUGGGUUCGUAAGAACGAAAAAUCUGCUCCUACUUCUGGUUGUUCAGAUUUUGUAAAUCAUCCUGAGGGUCACUUGGUUGAUACACUUUUAGAUGGGGAGCUAAUUCUUUGUCAUGAUCAAUCCAAACCUCCUAAUAUAUCCACCUCAGAAGUAUCUGGAAUUCCCAGGUUCCUAAUUUAUGAUAUGGUGACUUUGAAUAACAAACCUAUCGGUCGGCUUCCAUUUUUUGAACGUUAUUCUACAAUUGAUAAGCAAGUGAUAUGGCCGAGAAAUACUGGUGGCCAUUUAGGAUUCGUUGACUUCAGUAUACAAUCUUUUUCAGUUCGACGGAAAACAUUUCGUGCACUGCAAGAUACUGAAGAGCUACUCAAACCUGCUUUUUUUCAAAGUUUGGAUCAUGCAACUGAUGGUCUCAUUUUUCAACCUUGUGGCCCUGAAGAUUUUUAUGUUCUUGGGACAUGUCCUCAAACUCUCAAAUGGAAACCACCGAAUAUGAACACUAUUGAUUUCAGGUGUAAAAUAGAAUUCCAGCGAAAAGUUGGUGAAAUCCCUGGUUAUGUUGGUCAUCUCUUUCUCGGUGGUCUCACAGUACCAUCUGCUAAGCUUGCACAUGUCAGUUCACGUGAUAAGGUACUCGAUGGGAAAAUUGUGGAAUGUGUAUGUAUUCCAGGCGUUGGUUGGAAAGUUUUACGUGUGCGUACCGAUAAAACAGAACCGAAUUAUCAUAAAUCAGGAGUUGCUAUUAUUGAAAGUAUCAUGUAUCCAGUGACAGCUGAACAACUGAUUAUGUGCGUACGACAGCGUCAGAAUAAAAUAAAUUCACAACAACAACAACAAGGUUCCUCUUCUCGAGAAACUUCUGGCCAACAGCAGAAAUGA